AUGUCAGUAGACGAAGGAGGGCGUCCACUGAUCGAUUUCGUCUCCGACGGCCGCCCUAAUGGGCCCGAUGUAGUUCCUUAUCACGCCGACCCGGCGAGUUACAGUACAGCUAUUGUCGGCGGCUCGCAUUAUUACGAUAACAGAACUUCUGAACAGAGACCUUUACUUGGCAGAUCUAGAUCACGAAUGGACAGUCACAGUGAUUCUGAAUACCAAGGAAACAAUUUCGAUGAUCCUGAGUUUACAGGCAUCAUACAUGCGGCCGAACAAGCGAUCGAUGUAGGCAUUUUGCCCGAACGAAUUUACCAGGGGUCGAGUGGAAGUUACUUUGUGAAGGACAGGGAAGGGGUAAGUUCUCAGUGAUUUUUAGUUUUUGCAGCUUAUAUAACUCCUAUCUCUACACGCCGUGGCAGACGGUAUGGAGAUCCAUAACAGACAAAUAUGGUUAAAUUUGUGGUGUGUUAUCUUACUUAAUUUUCUAAAUUAACUUAACUUUCAGUUCCGGUUUCGUUUUAUGCAAGGUCAUGGUCGCAUGUGGGCAUUGAAACAGGUUUUAUACUUUUGACAUUUGCUUGAAAGAAUUGUUGCUGGGUGCCAUGCAAUUUCUUGCAAACUUUAUCACGUUUGUCGUUGUUAAAACUGUGGAAUUAAUAUUUAACUCAUAUAUUAUUGAUAAAUAAUAUUUACCAUUGUAUGUGAAACGCAUAGCUGAUACAUGUACAUGUUAUAUGAAUUUGUUUGUUUAUAUAAAAUUUAAGACUUAAUUGUUUCUCAUAAGUGCAUCUUGGGGGCUGUAAUUAUUAGGAGCUUGCCAUCGUUUGCGCGCAGGUGCACCAAUAUUUUCUUUAAGUGUUUAAAGUGUUUUACACGGUAUUAUUUGCAGAAAAAGAUUGGUGUAUUCAAACCCAAGGAUGAGGAACCUUAUGGACACUUGAACCCUAAAUGGACAAAAUGGUGUCACAAAAUUUGUUGUCCUUGCUGUUUUGGUAGAAAUUGUUUAAUUCCAAAUCAGGGAUAUUUAUCUGAGGCAGGAGCAAGCCUGGUUGAUGGUAAACUUGGUCUUAAUGUUGUCCCUAAAACAAAGGUGAGAGCCAAAAAUGGUGUCACAAAAUUUGUUGUCCUUCAGUUUUGGUAGAAAUUGUUUAAUUCCAAAUCAGGGGUAUUUAUCUGACUGGUUGAUGGUAAACUUGGUCUUACUGUUGUCCCUAAAACAAAGGUGACAGCCAAUAACUACUGCCAACAGGUUAAUGCCUCUUGGUGAGGUACACAUUUUGUCAUAAAGAAUGAUGUUCAUUCAUGUUUAAUUGCUAUUUACAUGUACAUAGUAAUUAUUGUGCAUGGCUUCUGAUAUUAUGACCUCAACUAUUCCUCUUAGGGUGACCUGAACGUGUAUAUGUCACAGUUAAUUUUUAUCCCAGGUAAUUUUUGUUUUUCUUUUGUUUUUGGUUAUGGUAAGGUAUGCUUAUGAAGUUGAAACAAAGAAAAAUAAAAAUUACCUGCGAUAAAAAAAAACUACAACAUAUACGAACAACAUAUACUAAAAAUAUGGUGGCAAGGCUUGAACCUGGAUUUAGGUUAAAAAGCAUAAAGUAUACAGAUUAUUAGAUUUAAAAACACUGUACUUUCUUUUUUCUUUCAGGUCGUAAGACUUGCUAGUCCAACAUUUAAUUACACUGCAUUUGAUCGUGCAAAGGCAAGGUCAAAAAAGUUUGCAACAGAAAGAUUUCCAGAUACUUUAGGAAAGCAUGUUAAAGCCGGACUACCUGCUAAGGUGUGGCUUUUAGUAAGGUUACAAAGUGUAAGCAUACAAUGUUCUUCAUGCUUUUGGGUAUCUUGGUCACAGCAAACAAUCAAGGGACCUUUUUUAUUCAUGAUAUUGCUAAAAAGUAUAACAUGUCUGUUAUCAAUACAUGUAUUGCAUUAAUGCAAAUCCUAAGUAAAAUAACGAAAAGACCUUUACACAGAUCAUUACUCUUGUUUUAGAAUACAUGUUCAGUCUAGUUGACAUUGUAUAUAUAUAUAUGUUUUGGUUCAAUUUUAUCCUUGGUUUAAGUUUCAUUUCCUCUUGUUUUUGGCAAUAAAUAUUGUUAUCAUUACAGUAUAUAAGUAACUAUAUCAGAAAAAUCAUCCAGAUGCAACAAGGUCAGUGCACAUACUGUAACAUUUCUCACUUGUGUCUCAAAAUGAACCAGAUUGUGUCUCAGCACAUAUUCAUUUCAGAAAAUUUCUGAAGGGCCAUGCCCUCUGACCCCCCAGGAAGCUCGUGGCCAUCCUACAGCUGUAGAUAGAACCCUGACAACAUACCCACUGUUCAUCACCAUUCCUAAGACCUCACAUAACCUCUCUGGAAGAACCGUUGAGUCAUUCCAAAUAAGAAAAUCUACACGUUCUGUUUUAUAGCAAAUUAAUUCAUGCAAGGUCUUACCAUUUUAGUUUGUAUAAAUACCUGAGUCUAAGAACUAUGAAUUAUUUAAGAAUGUUCAUGGAACAUGUACACAUGUACUGCAAAUCCAGCAUUCUCAUUGGCUGAUGCACUUUCCUUUCCAUAUCUGUGACCUCAUACAUAGUGAGUAGAGAAAGCCAAAUUUUCUACUGGUCAGCAACAUAUAUCUAUCAAAAGAAAACUCAAGUUUGCUUCUGAUAACUGAAAAUUAGAAAUCAAGAAUACAGUGUACAUGUACUUUCAAUUAUUGUUGCAUAUGUAGCUUGUAAGGAGCAAUGUGAAUAUAGGACAGAAUACCAAUGUCUUUGGAAACUUUUUGUUUUUCAGCUUGGCUCUUUUCAGCUGUUUGUAGAGGGUUAUAAAGAUGCUGAGUUUCAUCUGAGGAAGUUUGAGGUGGAAGCACUUCCAGCUGUUACACACAAAGAAUUUAUUCUUCAAUUUCAAAAACUUGUCUGUCUAGAUUAUAUUAUUAGAAAUACAGGUAAAUACAAUAAU
Molecule: messenger RNA, 2938 nt
Organism: Porites evermanni
Lineage: Eukaryota; Metazoa; Cnidaria; Anthozoa; Scleractinia; Poritidae
Source: the annotation of a GenBank genome assembly